Macadamia integrifolia is the source of this 1482-nucleotide messenger RNA. RefSeq names its product hydroquinone glucosyltransferase-like. Bases 73 to 1482 code for a protein of 469 amino acids. The record is from RefSeq and is a predicted model, not a curated record. Gene Ontology annotation, molecular function: UDP-glycosyltransferase activity. The transcript has a single exon. Lineage: Eukaryota; Viridiplantae; Streptophyta; Magnoliopsida; Proteales; Proteaceae.
CGCACAAUCUCACAAGCCUCUUCCUAGCUUCUCCAAUUUAUAUUCGCCUUUAACAUUGAAAGCAUAGGCACCAUGGACGGAGCAAAACAAACUCCACACAUUGUCAUUCUACCUUCUCCAGGAAUGGGUCACCUCAUCCCCCUUGUCGAGUUUGCAAAGAAAUUCGUCCAUGCCCAUGAUUUCUCCAUCACAUUCACAAUCCCAACUGACGGUUCUUCAACCAAAGCCCAGAAAGAAGCCCUGGAUAGCCUCCCCAACUGCAUCAAUACUGUCUUUCUCUCACCAGUUAACCUUGAUGACCUCUCCAAGGAUGCAAAGGUCGAAACUCGUAUCUACCUCACGAUACUCCGUUCCCUCCCUUCACUACGUGAAUCUCUUAAGGUCUUAACUGCCACAACUUCCAUCGCUGCCUUGGUUGUUGAUCUCUUCGGCACUGACGCAUUUGAUGUGGCUAGGAAAUUCAAUGUUCCUUCUUAUAUCUUCUUCCCAACAACGGCCAUGGUGUUGUCGUUGUACCUCCAUUUGCCCAAGCUCAACGAGUUGCACUCUUGGGAAUAUAGAGACCUACCUGAACCAAUUAAAUUGCCCGGAUGUGUGCCACUUCGAGGAAGAGAUUUGAUGGACUCACUCCAACACAGACAAAGUAAAGUAUAUACAUGGACUUUAUACCAUUCCAAGCGUUUCAAAUUGGCUGAUGGUAUCCUGUUAAAUAGCUUCACGGAGAUGGAAGCCGGUGCUAUUAAGGCUUUGAAGGAAGGUGGAGACCCGAGUGUGCCACCUAUAUACCCAAUCGGACCACUAACACAAAAUGGUUCAGGGGAUGGUGCUGAUAUUUCUGGGUGCCUUAGGUGGUUGAACAAUCAACCUACUAAUUCUGUCUUGUUUGUUUCAUUUGGGAGUGGUGGUGCCCUCUCAAAGGAGCAAUUGAAUGAAUUGGCAUUGGGAUUGGAACUUAGUGAGCAACGAUUCUUAUGGGUUGUCAAGAGCCCCAACACCACCUAUCUAGGCGCCCAAAGCACUAAAGAAGACCCUUUGAGUUUCUUACCAAAGGGUUUCUUAGAGAGGACCAAAGGAAGGGGUUUGGUUGUACCCUCAUGGGCUCCUCAGAUACAAGUGCUUAGCCAUGUUUCGACGGGAGGAUUCCUCACCCACUGUGGUUGGAACUCAAGCUUAGAGAGUGUAGUUCAUGGGGUACCAUUGAUUGUGUGGCCACUCCAUGCAGAACAAAAGAUGAAUGCAGUGAUGUUGGUUGAGGAUCUGAAGGUGGCUUUGAGACCCAAAGUUGAGAAGAAUGGAAGAGUUGGGAGAGUGGAGAUUGCUAGGGUGGUGAAGUGCUUACUAGAAGGGGACAAAGGGAAGAGGAUACAGAAUAGAAUGAGAAUUCUCAAGAACGCAACUACUAAGGUGUUAAGUGAAGAGGGGUCCUCUAGAAAAUUACUCUCAGAAGUAGCAGACAAAUGGAAGUCCCAUGUCGGAAUAUGA